Cyclocybe aegerita is the source of this 945-nucleotide messenger RNA. NCBI's taxonomy places the organism in Eukaryota, Fungi, Basidiomycota, Agaricomycetes, Agaricales, Hemipholiotaceae. The record is from the annotation of a GenBank genome assembly.
AUGUUGUUUUCUGAGUUGGGUAAGCGUAGUGGUUUCACUUUGAGACUCGCACCUCUGAUCGGGUACGAACGCAAAGCAUGUUUCAGUCCUUUCGUGCCUCCGUCCAUCAGGAAGUUGUGGGUUAUCAACGGUGGAACCCUGACCCACACGGAGACCGACUUUCGUCAAGCUCAGUUCUUCUUUUGCAACGGCAUGAACGACCCCUGGCUCUCGGAGCUACUGUCCAGAUCCCUUAUCGUUCGGCAUGCUGCUUGGGUCACUGUAUGCGUCGUCGAAGAUUUUCGUAUACCGAUAGGGCCAUACACGCUCGAUGAUGUUUUUGACGAGUCAGGGUUCCAGAUUUUGGAUCCAGACACUGUGCUGCAGGCAAGAACGGACGGCGUAAGCCUGAAGAAGACCACGUUGCCUCAGAAAAGGUCAUUUGUAGAGGACGAGGAGCUUGACUCGGGCACGCUCGAGCGACCAAGAAAGAAGGCCCGGAUGGAGACUACUGGCUCUCCUGCGGAACAGGAGCUCGCGCCUGAGCCAAAGAAAUUGUCCCUCAAAGGAAACAUAACUCCAAGUCGCAUCUCCUUGCCUAUGACAAUCUCUGUAGGGAAUCCUGGUCGCAGAAUAUCCAUUUUUCCUCGGCCAUCGUUCCGCGCUCGUAUCUCCAGAGCCGCUAAACUCUUCGAGAGCCGUAUCAUUCAAUUUCGGCCUUGUCAGCAAUCUGUUUCUACGUCACUUAUUCCGCCUUCCGGUGUGACUUGCAAACGAAUUGCUCCACCUCUGAACAAGCACACUUUGUUCUGGAAUGACCUGCUUGCAAAAAAUCAGAGCGACUCUGUGGCGACGCUGACACUGUCAGUUGAUGACUUACUUCGGGCACCCGGAACCAGAGCUGCCAUCUUCACUGUCAACGAGACGUAUCUUGGGAGAACCUUCGUCAACGAGGACUAUGCUUAA